AUUUUAUUUUCAACAGAGGAGAUAUCCCUCCAGAUGUAUGGAAAGCCAAUUUGAACCAACCAGAACAGCACGGUAGUAUGGCAGUUGCUUAACAAUUACACAGACUAACCAUUGCCAAAUGUUUGUUUUUAUUAUAAUUAUUUUUUAUACAUUUUCUCUUGAAGAAAGGGGAGUAACGCCCUCAUGGAGUUCAAAAAAAUGAGUGAUCAAGUUUUAAUUGGGAAAUGCAAUGAUGCCAUUAAUCACUAUCUAUGGCUCCAAGUCCUCUCAUUAGAAAAAUCUCACGCCCCUUUUACUUUGUUUCUUCCCUCUAUCCCCCAAAGAUCACACACCUAGAUUUUGCAACGGUUAAAGCAUUUGAGUUUCCCGCCACCCCAUUCAAUUUUCCCAAGCCCUUCUCCUCAUAUGAUAAUGCAACCAUCUUUCACACAUCCAAUUUCAAUUCCUUUUACGCUAAUUUACUCGACAGUUCGACCCGAAAUGCCCACUUAACCCAAAUCCAUGCUAAGUUACUCCUUCUUGGUAUCCAUCAUAACGGUUUUUUAAUCACAAAACUCAUAAACUCGGCUGUGAACCUCGGAGAAAUCAGCUAUGCACGUAAAGUGUUCGACGAAUUUCCUGACCCAGAUGUCUUUUUAUGGAAUGCAAUCAUUAGAGGAUAUUCUAAGUAUAACAUGUUUGCCAAUGCUAUUGAAAUGUAUUCAAGAAUGCAAGUUUUAUGGGUUAGUCCUGAUGGUUAUACUCUCCCUCAUGUUCUUAAAGCUUGUGGUGGGUUACCAGGUUUUGAUAUGGGGCGGCGUGUUCAUGGGCAGAUAUUCAGGCUUGGGUUUGAAAAAGAUGUAUUUGUGCAAAAUGGGAUUGUUGCAUUUUAUGCGAAAUGUGGGAAAAUUGAGAGUGCUAAGGUUGUUUUUGAUGGGUUAGAGCUUAGGAAUGUUGUUUCUUGGACUUCAAUGAUUUCGGGGUAUGCUCAGAAUGGACAGCCUAUGGAGGCUUUAAGGGUUUUUGAUGAAAUGAGGAAAAUGGGUGUAAUGCCAGAUUGGGUUGCUCUUGUGAGUGUUAUUAGGGCGCAUACAGAUGUAGAGGAUUUGGAACAUGGGAAAUCUAUUCAUGGUUGUGUGAUUAAGAUGGGGCUUGAAUUGGAGCCUGACUUGCUCAUUGCGUUGACUGCAAUGUAUGCAAAAUGUGGGCAAGUAAUGGUUGCCAGGUCCUUUUUUGAUCAAAUGAAGGUUCCUAAUUUGAUUUUGUGGAAUGCCAUGAUCUCUGGUUAUGCAAAGAAUGGCUAUGCUGAGGAAGCUGUAGAGCUUUUCCGCAAGAUGAUUUCCAACAAUAUCAGAACAGAUUCAAUAACUGCUAGGUGUGCUGUUGUAGCUUGUUCACAAGUUGGUUCUCUUGGGUUGGCUGGAUGGAUGGACAAUUAUAUCAGUAAAAGUGAGCAUCGAGACGAUAUUUUUGUCUACUCAGCUCUUAUUGAUAUGUUUGCAAAAUGUGGAAGUGUUGAUAUGGCCCGUAUGGUCUUUGAUAGAACACUUGAGAAAGAUGUUGUCGUGUGGAGUGCUAUGAUUGUGGGCUAUGGAUUGCAUGGUAGGGGGCGAGAAGCCUUGGACCUUUACCAAUUAAUGAAGCAAGCUGGUGUCUGCCCUAAUGAUGUCACUUUUCUUGGACUUCUCACAGCUUGCAACCAUUCAGGUUUUGUAGGGGAUGGAUGGCGACUUUUCCACAGUAUGAAAGACUAUGGCAUUGAGCCCCGCCACCAGCAUUAUGCUUGUGUGGUUGAUCUUCUUGGACGUGGUGGCUAUCUAGAUCAAGCUUAUGAUUUCAUUAUGAACAUGCCAAUAGAACCAGGUGUAUCUGUGUGGGGAGCACUUUUAAGUGCUUGCAAGAUUUAUCGCCAUGUGACACUUGGAGAGUAUGCUGCAGAACAGCUUUUCUCACUAGAAUCUUAUAAUACAGGGCAUUAUGUGCAGCUCUCCAAUCUCUAUGCUUCUGCCAGAAUGUGGGAUCGUGUAGCAAAGGUACGAGUUAUGAUGAAGGAGAAGGGACUAAGCAAGGACCUGGGAUAUAGUUUGAUUGAGAUCAAUGGGAAACUUCAAGCAUUUCGUGUAGGUGACAAGUCACAUCCACAAUCUAAGGAGAUUUAUGAAGAACUUGAGUCAUUAGAGAGAAGGUUAAAGCAAGCUGGAUUUAUUCCACAUACAGAUUCUUCCUUGCAUGAUUUGAAUUAUGAAGAGAUGGAGGAAACCCUUUGUAAUCAUAGUGAAAGAUUAGCAAUUGCCUUUGGGCUAAUAAGUACUGCACCAGGAACUACACUUAGGAUAACGAAGAAUCUCCGGGCAUGUAUUAAUUGUCAUUCAGCCACCAAGCUUAUCUCGAAGCUUGUUAACCGGGAGAUAGUUGUUAGGGAUGCAAACCGUUUUCAUCAUUUUAAAGAUGGAGUUUGUUCUUGUGGAGAUUAUUGGUAAGAGGCACAAGCUGUUUACAUUUAGCAUGAGCAUUCUGGUGUUCAGCUCAUCUAUAUGAAGGCAGUUUAUAAUCGUUUUAUGAAAUUUAGCUUUGUAUCUGAUAUGAAAUCGAGAAAUCAGGUUACUUGCACAAAUUCUUUUUGGUCUGAUGACUGUGGUACAAAACGAAGGCAAUCCUCCUCUUCCUUGAAUUUCUUAUGAGCAUCUUCGAGGAGAUCAGGAUGCACAAAUAUUCCUAACAAGAUUUGAGUGGUCAGUUCACUUCCUACCGCAUCAUAUGCCAGAUUUCAUUUUCCAAUGAAAGGAAGGAAGGAUGCCUUUGCAUGUUGCAGCCAGCAGGCAAGUGAUAAUAUAAAAACUGUAAAUUAGUACUUUUAACCUGAAUCGUGAGUAGGUUUGUUUGAUUUAACUAGUGUCUAUAGUCUUUUGUGAUAGGAAAAUGACAUUUAUCAUUAAUAGUGCUGAAAACGUUUGAAAUUCAUGUUGAAUCAGAUGAAAAGUACCUCUGAAUUUAAGAGCACUAACACUAAUAACUUUACAUUGUUAGCAAAGGAGUAUAUGUCAUUGUUAUGUAUAAACAGUGAUAAAGUCAAUUAGCCGAGGCUAAUUAAUUAUUUUCACCUACCUUACAGAUAGAAAUUUGCAUUCAGAUUCUUCUUUGGCCAACUUUAAACAAGACUAAAACAAAAUGCCUCCCCUGGUGGAGAUCAACAUAAUGAUAUAGUUUCAUCUAGAACUCUAGAACAAAUUUGAUUUCAUGACAGCAUGUCAUAUAUCUUCAGCCUACAGAAACAUUUUAGUGGAUCACAUAACUGUACCAAAAAAAUAGUGGAUCCUAUAAUAUCUCUGUAAAGAAUAUGAUUGUUUUUGCCUUUGUAUAACUUGCUCAAUAAGGCAAAAAAUUCAACCCAGGUCCCUGCUCAUUAUUCUCAGCAUUGAAAACCCUAUAAGAACUUUUGGGAGGCUAUGGAUUCCAAGGCCCCAUAUAGAAAAAUAGGUAUGGUGGUUUUCUGCCUUGCUGCUAGACUUGUGAAAUUAAAAAUGUUUUUUAAGCCAUCAAAGGUUGAAAUUCCCCAUGGAAAGAAAAGAUAUGGUUCAUUCCCUUGACCUUUGAAGUAGAGAAUUAGUCCAUCCUACUAACUUUCUUUAUUCCCCAAAAAGUUAAGGCUAAAGUUACCAGAUGCCAAAUAUAUGCUGAUAUCCUGCAUCAUAAUUUUGGUUAAUUGACAAAUUACAUUAAGUUGGCAUUUAGAAUAGGCCAAAGAGUAGUGCCUUUUACUUGGAUGAAUUUUUGAUUAGUUGUGAUUAAGACUGUAUAAUAAUUUAAAAGAUUGCAGAUCAAACCUGCAAGACAAAAAGAAAUAAAAGAAAAAGAUGGAAUUUUGGAUUUGAUCUACUUCUUGAAGCAAGUAGAGGGUGGUUGUCCUUAUAAAAACUUGAUGCAGCCUCCUAUUUCGGAAUGGGUCAGUAAUAUAGAACUGGUGAAGUAAUUUCUGUUAAGAAUGGAGAAGUUUUUAACUUCCCUCAGAGGCUUCCAAUAUUCUAAGCCAUUGUUAACAUCAGAUGCAGGAAUGUUGGGAGUCUUCGAGGGAAAUUGAAGACUGACUCUUUGAGCUCGGUGAUGCUUCUGUUCUGAUGAGUGAUUAUUAAAAAAAUGCUUUUGCGUCUUUCUUGAUGGACUUGGAAGAACAAGCAUGCUCUUAACAUGUGCUUGCCUCUCCAGUCUCCGCUAAUUUUGUUGAACUCUUGUUUCUGAUAUAUGCAAAUAUAUGCAUAGCAUGUAUGAACUAAGGUCCAAAAUUUUUUAGUUCAGGAUUGGAGCUACUGGAUGAGGUAUGCUUGCUAUUUGUUGUAUUUUUUUUAUAUGGUUAAUAACAUAUUUUAGACUUGGAUGUGCAUUUUCUAUGAGUAAACUUGUAUGAUCUUGGUGCCUUUUUUAUAUACGUUUGUUAAGCCAUGAAUGCUACAGUUAUUUCAUCUUCCCACUGAAGGGUAAAAAUUAUGUUUUCAGAGAAUGUGACAAGUCCAGUAUGUUUAUCAGAACAAAUCUUUUGAGAUAGCAAUGGCUCGCACCAAGGCAGAGAGCAUUUGGCCCAAGCUAUAUCUUUGAUGGCCUGGAAAAGAGAAAGAGACAAUCUUUUUAGUUUAUGAUCUGUCUACAGCAUUAUUGUAGAGCUAUGACAUUAUCAUCUGGAAGACAAAUUAUUUAUAUUGUUCAGUGUCUUGCUAGACUCAAUAACAUGAGAUGGAUGGUGGGAAUAUUAAUCACCAGGUUCUAUGAACAAGUUGUAAACUCAUGUUCUCAUCUGCCAAUUAGGUAUGCUUUUCAAGAAUUAUUUCUCCUUUUUAUACUUUUACAACAAAAAAUACAUGUAGUCAAUUUUUAAUUGCAAUCACAAACAAUUUUCGACUUGAAAAUUAUAUCUACCAAGUAUUUUUUCUGUAAGAAAGCUUGUAAAUUGUAAUGUCUGACAUUAGAAUUGUUUCCCUUCACUUUGUAGAUUUAAUGUGCGGUAAAUCCUCUCAAUAUUUUAACUCUGUAUCAUUGUUUGGUUGAAGAUCUUGAAAGUGAAACUGUGCAUAAGAAAGGGAUUGAGCUUAUCUCCAAAAUGCCACCCUAAACUAGUUUGAAUCAACUGAUAAUCAAUCCUCAAUAAUAAUGCAUUUAUCAAAGGAUUUCUCUUCAUUGUCACUGUCUGUGUAUCAUCUAUUCAUGCAGAAAUGUCUUGUCACUGGCAAUUGGUUCCAAGAGACCAUUGUUGCUUCUACCUUGUAGAUUUGUUUUACAAUGAGAUUUUUAUUCUCAAUGUACAGUUGCUAAACAUGAGAUGAUUGUAGUUUGCAGCAACCUUGGGAUGAUUAUUGCAAGUUGAUUACUGCCAGUAACUAACAAACUGUUGCUGCUGUCUGCAGAGGGUUUCUGGGUGCUUUAAAUAGCAUGUCGUGUAUAGUUUGCACAUGUACUAAUGGCUUCUCUCUCUGUGUCUCUAGUAAUAGUAGCAUGCAGGUGAUAAGAUAAUCACAUCCAUUGAUUGGUUUCAGUGACCAUGCUACACUGCUGGCGGUGAUGAAAUGUAUUCUUCCUUCAUCUUUUCCUUUUCCUCUCAGGGCAAGUUUUUGCUGUAAAAGUUAUGCCUGUCAAUCUAAGGUACUCGUUCUGAUUUUGUGAUGUAUGAAUUGUUUUGAAGUAAGAAAAGAAAUCUAAAAGUGUAAAAUUUCCAAUUUGGAAAUGCUUUUCCAUGUCCAUACGUAUCUCAAACAAGGCAAAUUUUAGGUGCUGAAUGUGUUCACUCAAGCUUAACUGAGAGAAGUUGGAAAUGAGGAAAAUUGGAGUAUAGCCAAAAUCUCAGGGCUGAGAACUGUCAAAACCUCCUGGAAAGUGGAAAUGAUGGAGUAUAUGACAGUUUAAAGCCUUGGGAAAUGGGAAAUAAUGUUGCAUAAUUUAGUGAAGUUCGAGUGAGUAUACGUCGAACUGCUUUUAGUUGCAAGAGCUUGCCAGUAUUUUAUCGCUAAUACUAAAGCAAUAUACUGAAAGUUUGGCUUCGUUGCUGUUGUGGUCUGAAAAGUGGAGAUACAGUACGAAG
Messenger RNA from Theobroma umbraticum, 6043 nucleotides. The record is from RefSeq and is a predicted model, not a curated record. Lineage: Eukaryota; Viridiplantae; Streptophyta; Magnoliopsida; Malvales; Malvaceae.